AUGGGUCCGCAAAAUAAUUUGUACUGCAAUCCCGUGAGUGCUCGCAAGGUUGAAGCAGCGCAAGCGGAGGUUAGAAGGAAAGCAAGCGGAUUCCAAAGGCAAAUGGAGGCAAGGGCAAGGGCACAAGCUGAUGUUGUGGAGACUCUGGAGACUCUGGAGGCCGAGGCUGUCGUGGAUGUCAUGGGGCAGUGGACGAAGAAAUGGGUCAGUGCGACAUUGAAGAGAUGGCUCGGUAGGAUGUUGAAGAGACGGCGUGAUGUGGUGAAGGAGGAAGGGGGGAGUACAGCUGGAGAAGGAUGCGCUCAGGAAGAUAUCUAA
Molecule: messenger RNA, 318 nt
Organism: Suillus subalutaceus
Lineage: Eukaryota; Fungi; Basidiomycota; Agaricomycetes; Boletales; Suillaceae
Exons: 2
Coding region: 1-318 (105 amino acids)
Source: RefSeq, a predicted model, not a curated record